Messenger RNA from Humulus lupulus (European hop), 1936 nucleotides. Its product is annotated as F-box protein At5g07670-like. The record is from RefSeq and is a predicted model, not a curated record. Gene Ontology annotation, molecular function: protein binding. Gene Ontology annotation, biological process: SCF-dependent proteasomal ubiquitin-dependent protein catabolic process. Lineage: Eukaryota; Viridiplantae; Streptophyta; Magnoliopsida; Rosales; Cannabaceae. The transcript is spliced from 2 exons. Gene Ontology annotation, cellular component: SCF ubiquitin ligase complex. Bases 139 to 1731 code for a protein of 530 amino acids.
CGGCUUCUUUAAUGAUUGGAAUAUGUUCGAAAUCUCAGAACUCAUAUUCAAGUGCCGUUAAGCCACAAACUCACUGUAUCUUCUUAGCCAGAGAGAAGAAGAAGAAGAAAAAACCAUCAUUAUCACCAUCACCAUGUGAUGAUGCAGAGAAGAAGAAACUCUUGGAAAAUGGGUUGCAGAGUCGUAGCUGCUGCCGAAGAAGAAGAUGAAGAAACGGCGUCACUGCCUGAAACGAUGUCGUAUACGGCGGAGAAAGAGAAACCAAACACUCCCUCCUCGCCUUUCAGAAAGAGGCCACCAAGAUGGUCAGACCUCUGGCUCAAGAACUCCAAUCCACUCAAACAUGUAGUCUCCGCCAUGAAACUCCACUCCCUCUCUUCCCCCAAAAACCCCAAAACCAAAACCCAAACCCCCAUUUUCUCUGAACUCGACCGGACCCUCCUCUUCUCCGACGAAAUCCUCCUCACAAUCCUCGCCAAGCUUCCCCUGUCACAGCGUAACGCCAACUCACUCGUCUGCAAAAGAUGGCUCAGCCUCCAAGAUCGACUGGUACGGUCUCUCAAGCUUCUCGACUGGGGCUUUCUUCAGUCGGGUAGGCUAACACUUAGGUUCCCGAAUCUGACCCAUGUUGAUUUGCUUUCUGGGUCUCUGAUUUCGACCCGGAAUUCGGAAAUUUUGUUGAACCACAAAAUGUUUUCGGUUCAUAUCGGUUGUCGUUUUUCGCCGGAGGCUCAAGCUUUCCAGGCCCACUUGCUUCCACCGGAGGUUAUUGAUAGAGGGCUUCAAGAACUAGCCAAUGGUUGCCCAAAUCUUCGCAAAGUAGCACUGGUUGGUGCUACUGAACUGGGUCUGUUGAGUUUAGCCGAAGAAUGCGCUACUUUGCAAGAUCUGGAAUUGCACAAGUGCAACGACAACGUCUUGCGUGGUAUAGCAGCAUGUGAGAAUUUGCAGGUACUGAAGUUGGUAGGCAAUGUUAACGGGUUUUAUAGUUCAACGGUCUCUGAUCUUGGGUUGACAAUUUUGGCUCAAGGGUGUAAGAGACUAGUUAAGCUUGAGCUCAAUGGCUGCGAGGGAAGCUUUGAUGGGAUCAAAGCAAUUGGGCAAUGUUGUCAAAUGCUGGAGGAAUUGAGUAUUUGUGAUCAUAGGAUGGAAGCUGGGUGGUUGGCUGCUCUUUCGUAUUGUGAGAAUUUGAAGACUCUGAAGUUUGUGUCUUGUAAAAAGAUUGAUUCUAGUCCUGAACCAGAUGAGUAUUUGGGCAUAUGUCCAGCUCUGGAGCGUUUACACUUGCACAAGUGUCAGCUAAGGGACAAGAAGACAGUGAAAGCUUUGUUUACCUUAUGCGGGGCUGUUAGGGAGAUUGUUUUCCAGGACUGUUGGGGAUUGGAGAAUGAUGUGUUCAGUUUGGCAAGUCUUUGCAGGAGGGUGACUUUUCUGUCCUUAGAAGGGUGCUCAUUGCUAACAACAAAUUGUUUGGAGUCAGUGAUCCUUUCAUGGAAGGAGAUUGAGAGUCUCAAAGUAGUAGGGUGCAAAAGCCUCAAGGAUGGGGAAAUCUCUCCUGCAUUGUCUAGCUUAUUCUCCAUCCUUAAAGAGUUGAAAUGGAGACCUGACACCAAAUCUCUUCUUGCAUCAAGUGUUGUUGGAACUAACAUAGGGAAGAGAGGUGGUAAAUUUCUCAAGAGGAUAUUGGACCAUAAGUUGCUACAUUUCGAUCAAAGCCUGUUACACCUUUGAUCUUGAUCUGCUGCGCAUACAAGAAUAAUUCAAGUGGACGGUGCUUAAGGGGUCUUGUCAUGAAGACUUAAAGCAAGAGUUUAUGAUUAUGUUGUUGUUGUCCAUUUAGGAUGAUUUUGACAGAGGACGAUCAUUCUUCAUUAUCUUCUUCAUGUAAUCUAAUUGUAUGACAUUCGUUCUACUUAACUCUUGUUAAUUUUUCUUA